GCUGCCCUGUUCUUAGGCUGUGCUUGCUUUUAGCACGCUACUGUACUUUUUCGGUAGAGUGUUAACCUCUCUGGGUCAUGAAUUAAAACCUGUUUUACAGUAAAUUUGCUGCCAGAAGAGGAGCAAUGAAUACUUCAUUUCAUCUUCAUUUCUUGGAUCUCAACCUGAAUGCCACAGAAGGCAACCUUUCGGGGCCAAAUGACAAGAGCAAGUUUUUGCCAUGUGAAGAGAUGGGCAUCGCUGUGGAGGUGUUUCUGACUCUGGGUCUCAUCAGCCUCUUGGAGAACAUCUUGGUCAUAGGUGCCAUAGUGAAGAACAAGAACCUGCACUCUCCCAUGUAUUUCUUUGUGUGCAGUUUAGCAGUAGCUGACAUGCUGGUGAGCAUGUCCAAUGCCUGGGAGACCAUCACCAUAUACUUAAUAAAUAAUAAGCAUCUGGUGAUAGCAGAAACCUUUGUGCGUCACAUUGACAAUGUGUUUGACUCCAUGAUCUGCAUUUCCGUGGUGGCCUCCAUGUGCAGUUUGCUGGCCAUUGCAGUGGACAGGUACAUCACCAUCUUCUAUGCCCUGCGCUACCACCACAUCAUGACAGUGAAGCAUUCCAGGGUGAUCAUUGCGUGCAUCUGGACCUUUUGCACAGGCUGCGGUAUUGUUUUCAUCAUUUACUAUGAAUCCACUUAUGUCGUCAUUUGCCUCAUCUCCAUGUUCUUCACCAUGUUGUUCCUCAUGGUGUCUCUGUAUAUACACAUGUUCCUCCUGGCACAGACUCAUGUCAAGAGGAUAGCAGCUCUGUCUGGAUACAGUUCUGUGCAGCAACGGACCAGCAUGAAAGGUGCUGUCACCCUGACCAUGCUGCUGGGUGUUUUCAUCGUGUGCUGGGCUCCAUUCUUUCUCCAUCUUAUUUUGAUGAUUUCUUGCCCUAGGAACCUCUACUGUUCUUGCUUUAUGUCUCACUUCAAUAUGUACCUCAUACUCAUCAUGUGUAAUUCUGUGAUCGAUCCUCUGAUAUAUGCCUUCCGCAGCCAAGAGAUGCGGAAGACCUUUAAGGAGCUUAUUUGUUGCCAUGGCUUCAGAAUGGCCUGCAGGUUCCCUAGCAGGUAUUAAACAGGAAGUUCUCCUCCUGCAGCUCUCUUUUCUCCUUCCUUUGCCUUAUGGCAAAGUCAGGUACGGCAAGGCAAAGCAGGAAAACUAGAAAUCAAAACCGUGCAUUCCCCUUAUCUUCUUUCCAUCUCGAAUUUGUGCUUAAGAUGCACCCUUUUUUUUUCUUCCUGUGGCAGUUGUUGGGUCAGACAAGUGCAUGCCACUUAUCCAUUUUGCUAAUGGUCUGUGACAAUUUCUUGCUGUCCUGCUUUCCUCCUCCUUUUUCUCCUGCUCCCACCCAUUUCUGGGGGCCUUGUCCAUCCUCCAUCUAUUAAGUGCGUGCUCAGGGAAGGUAAAACCUCCUGGGUGCAACUCUAAGCGUGAUGAAGAGCUGACAGUAAUGGAAAGAAGUCUGUGAACAUCUACAUCGUUUCUGACUGCUUUCUCUCCCCAGAAGUAGUGCCAUAACCUUGCUUGAUGCUCCUGGAGUUGUGCAUGCUUUGGGAGGCAGAAUAGAGGGGUCGAAUUCUUUCUAUUUGACAUUUCCUGUUCAUUUGUUAUAGGACAUCUCUACAGCUCUCUUUUCCUGAACUUCUAGUUUUAUGGCUUGUGUUCAUAAUUGUCCAAGGAUGGAAUUUCCUUAAUUACCCUCUAGUCAAUCAUGUUUUUGCACUUACCCAGAUAUAAACCUUCAUGUUCCAAACCUUGCCUCAUGUGGUGUGAAAGACUCUCGACUCUUUCUUACUGUCCUACUCUGACUCACUCCAGGGUUUCCAAAUGAGCAUUUGAGGGCAUGUCAGGGGCUCCAGGCACCCCUGUGCUGUGUGCAGCACAUGCCUAUAACCAAGCUAUCUUUGAUCUUCUCAGGGGCAAGUCUGUCUUGGAGUCUCAAACCCUGUUGCUGUAUACUUUGCACAUCGCACCUCAGUCUGACUCCAGCAGCCAGAGAAGGUCAGGUGCCUUCUCUAACCCAGGGAGUGCUGCCUUCUCCAAAGUAGAAUGGAGUGAGAAAAUCUGAGUUCAGGUCCUGACUCUGCCAUUAACAGGUGAUGUCUCCUUAGUCAUCUCAUUUCAGGUUCCACAUCUGUGUUGACCUCACAGGAUGGUCAUGAGAACUACAGGAGAAAAUGUGAGAACACCUUGAAAACUUGUAAAGAACCACAGGGAUUGGCUAUUUGUUUUCAAGAAGUGUUGCAGUGGGAUAAAUACUAGGUGAGGAUGCAGAGGGCAGUGAUCAGAGCAGUGGCUGGGAAACCAGGAGGCCUGUUUUGCCACACAGCAACUGUGUGACCUUUGGUAUGUCUCUAACCUCUCCAUCCCAGUGUUCUUAUCUGCCGGCAAGGCUUGGUCCUUACAGCUCUUAUAUUCCAUUUGAUUAUUUUUGGUGUUAAUAUCUUCUCUUUUCUUUUGGAUAUUCAUGUCUAGACUGUUCCCAAAUGAAGGACAAAGUGUGAAUAAAGCAGUGGACCAUUAGGGCCGCACAAUGAUGAGCUGUUGAAGCCUGUUGGGGCAAAGGAACUUCCUGGGUGGGUGUAGUACACAAAAAUAACUUAUAGACAUGACCUCUCACCUUUGGCAGUUCGGAGUGCAGAAAAUAAUGAUCCUGGCAUGAGCAGGAAAGUGGAUAAGACAUCCAAAUCUUUGGAAAAUGGCAAAUUGACAACUGAGGUUAGAAGAUGCAGCCAGACCUUCAAAUGUGUCCUGUUUCUUUUAGUGAAUGGUCAUGAGUGUAUCCAUGAAUGUAAGUGAUCUUCAUGUAAUGAUAAUGGGAAACCGCAGUCUGUUUUUACAUGGGAUAUCUUAGGAACCUAGGUUCUGUGAAAGGUAGCCGCUUGGCUUUCCUGCUUAUCUCUGUGGCCCUGUUGCCUGCAGCAGUUUCUGGUACAAAGCAGGCACUCAGUUGAUGUUUGUUAUUGUUGCUAAGCAAAUGUGUAUUUAAUCUGCUGCCCAAGAACAGAUUGCCAAGUAGCACUCACUGAGUGCUACCUGAGCUCACCAGAGUGCAGAUCUUAUGGGUGAAAUCAAAUUUUGGCCCUUGUGGUUUACACUGGUUCCAUCUGGGAACUCAGUUCCCAUUAGGCUCACUCUCUGCUCUGGGUGUUUCAUGACUUCAGACAAGGUCUGACCUUUCUAUAAAAGUCUUUAAGGAAAUGCUCAGAUGUCUUUUAAUCUCCAUAUAAUUAGUGCAGAAAUAACCCAAGUGUUCAGAUGUGUCUUCAUUUGGAAGGAAUACAUGUACAUAGUGACUUGGUAAAUAUCUGCAAAUGAGCUAGCCCUUGGAAUCCCAACACAAAGUCCCCUAAUCAAAAUAUCCAUUUCACUGUUGUAUGGCAUUUUAUAUUAACUCAUUCUGUUUCUGUAGGAACUUUAUUUGAUGUAAAAAUAUGUGUUCAAAUAAAUGAUUAAUAAAAUGCAAGGACCAGACCACCCACAUGAACUGGUUUUUCUGAUGUGUGAUAUUCAGAAUGUUUUUGGUCUUCUU
Messenger RNA from Equus caballus (horse), 3561 nucleotides. It is a transcript of the gene MC5R, whose product is annotated as melanocortin 5 receptor. Gene Ontology annotation, molecular function: melanocortin receptor activity. Gene Ontology annotation, cellular component: plasma membrane; cytoplasm. The record is from RefSeq and is a predicted model, not a curated record. Lineage: Eukaryota; Metazoa; Chordata; Mammalia; Perissodactyla; Equidae. Gene Ontology annotation, biological process: regulation of metabolic process; adenylate cyclase-activating G protein-coupled receptor signaling pathway.